Molecule: messenger RNA, 1397 nt
Organism: Aspergillus glaucus CBS 516.65
Lineage: Eukaryota; Fungi; Ascomycota; Eurotiomycetes; Eurotiales; Aspergillaceae
Exons: 2
Coding region: 168-1193 (341 amino acids)
Biological process (GO): peptidyl-lysine dimethylation
Molecular function (GO): protein-lysine N-methyltransferase activity
Source: RefSeq, a predicted model, not a curated record
CGACAGGCUCAUGUUGCUUUAUCCGGGUCGUAUCCAAAAUCCCUGCGGACAGACCCUUUUCAUCCAUUGUCAGACGUGAAAACGGCUAAGCCAAAAGUAAAAAGGCUCUCUUUUAAAUACUUUACAGGUCAUUAUCUUCCUUGACAAAGCACCAAGAUAAUAAGACAAUGCUCCGUUCGCGCCUGCGGAACCUCCCCUGCCAACGUCCCUCCGCCUGCAGUGUUCCAGCGCCUGAUCUACUACAUGAGGAUGUCAACACCGAGAUCAACGAGUCACUUGAGGAUAUUUUCGAAGCUUCUCGGACGCACCUCUUCCCAGAUAACCCGCGGCUAUACUUAGGCGGCCCUGGCGAGCAGCUUCUCUAUAACACCUGCUGGGGCGAUCUGACGGUCAUGGUGCCCACGUACCCGAGCCUGAGUGAUCAACAUCUAGAGGAGAAUGAUAUCAAACUGACAGAGAAAGAUGGGCAACCAGACCAGGUAAAUCAGGCGCGCAAGCUAUUUGCUCAUUACCUGUGGAAUGGAGCCUUAGUAGUCGCUGAGGGUGUGGAGGAUGCUUAUUCUAACAGCGGGGAGGCAAACCCCAAGCAGGAGGAAGCUCGUGAGAUAUGGCAGGUGGAAGGCGAAAGUGUAUUGGAGCUAGGCGCCGGCGCCGCUCUCCCUUCGCUGAUCUGCGCCCUAGCCAAGGCAGCCACUGUCGUUGCUACAGACCACCCUGUCUCGCCCGCCCUUGGGGGGGCAAUCACCUUCAAUAUGGACCACAAUCUGCGCAAUCGCCCCGAAUUAGCUACCGCGCAUGUCUCUACCCACCCCCAUGAAUGGGGUUUGUUCUCGGACUCGUUCUCCCAACAAAACCAGAGCGCCUUUACUCGUAUCAUUGCCACAGACUGCUUCUGGCUGCAUUCACAGCAUGAAAACCUCGCUCGUUCGUUGCAAUGGUUCCUCGCACCUGGCGGCAAAGUCUGGGUUGUAUCAGAGCUUUAUGUAGGCCGACAAGUUGUGGCUGGCUUUUUUGAGACGGUGCUAGGGAUGGGUUUUGAAAUUGAGUCAAUCUCCGAGCGAGAUCUGGCGGCAUAUAUGGAUUGCGGCAUUGAGAUAAGGAGAGAGUGGGUGCCUGGGCGGGAGAGCGAUGACUCAGAGAGCUGGAGACGAUGGUGCGUGGUUGCCAUAUUAAAAUGGGAUGCUCGAUUCUGACGCCAACAAUCAACUUGAUUCCUCGAGUGAGCCUCUUGUAUAAUGUCCAGUGGCUUUGUAAACUGCUUUGCUAGAGGUACGGAGUUGUCAACCGUAGAUACACGCGGUCGGUCGAUGAUGAGAAGCAUUAAAUUUUCAUGCCAGUGUAGAAGUUCAUCGGGUAUUUUCCAGCUGCUAAUUGCCCUCGCAGGCCUGGGUAUACGU